GAAAGUCUUAAAGCUGUCGCCGGUCUUCCUUUUUUUCCCUACUCCGCGGCCCCGACUGCUUGUCCCACACUUCUGUCGUAUACCUGUACAUAUUCCUCGAAACCACCGUAACCGAUUGUCAGACGCUCUCCCCCAAUCCCGCGACUCUCCGGUCCCGUGUCCAGCAGCUUCACGCUUCCUCUACCUUCCCCUUGAUGCGACUCUUGCAGCACAUGAAGUGCCCCGUCAUGGCACUCGUGCCUUGCAACUAGACCGUCCCUUCGUCUCCCCGAACCCGCCCACUCACCAUGCUUGACUGGAAAUCCUGCGUCCUCGAGUCUGCCGACUCCAGUCCUAGUCCCUCCACUACUACACGCACCGACUCGACCAAGAACGCACCUUCCCCCGCAAUGCACCCCCCAGAGACCCACGCUCCGCGCAAGUUCGCCCCAAAUGCUUCCUUGGUGCUCGUCGGUAUUCGCGGCUGCGGCAAGCGCUCGCUAGGCUUUGUCGCAGCAACGGCCUUGAAGCGACGCUUCAUCACGGAAGACCACUACUUUAAAGAAAUCACCGGCAUUUCGAGGCAGCAAUAUUUGAAGACACACGGUAGCCAGGAGUUCCAACGCCGGGACAUUGAGGUUUUGAAACUGAUGCUUGACAACCAUCAGACGGGCUGCGUGGUGGAAUGUGGAUUGGGAAGUCUUACACGGCCGGUUCAGGAUCAUCUGCGGCGCAUCGUCAAGACGAACCCCGUAGUCCACAUCAUUCGAGACAUUGAUCGCAUUCAAGAACUCCUGGGUCUAGACGACCAAUCUGUGCGCCUCCUGCGCGAAGGAGACCCGCUACAUCGCACUUGCUCCAAUUUUGAAUUUUACAAUGUCGAGGAUCGCACGCGGAUUAUCGCAGACGACGGUACUCCCGACCCUCGCUCGGCAGCAUACUCGUUCAAACUACAAGAAGUGAAGGAAGACCUCACCCGGUUCGUUCGCUUUGUCACCGGAGUCGAUGUGAAUCAUUCGAGCUAUGAUUCGCCCUUUGUGUUAUUAGAAACACCCCCGGAGCUGCGGUCUUUUGCCCACGCCAUUUUCGUGCGAUCUUCGGAUCUCAUCGCCGACAAUGUCAAUCUUCCCGAGCUGGAGUCUGGUGGAGAUGCCAUUGAGCUUUGUGUCGAUCGCUGGGGUUCCGAAAUGCCCAAUGUGAUUAGCCAACAAGUGUCCGUGCUUCGUCGUAACGCGCGGACUCCGAUUAUUCUUUCCGUGGACACUUCAUCCCUCACGGCUGAGAAAGGCCGAGAUCUGGCUGCAUCAUAUCUCGAUAUUUUGGAACAUGCUCUGCGCUUAGGAGUAGAAUACCUGGUGGUCAACCUUGGCCAGAACCGGUCGCAAUUGUCCCAGAUCAUCUGUGCUCGGGGCAAUACCAAGGUCAUUGGACAGCAUAUCUUUGAAGCAUCAUCCCGUGUGAAAUGGGAGGAUGAAGGUUGCGUGUCUUUGUAUAACGAAGCCGAAAAACUUGGAUGCCAGCUCGUACGACUUCUCCGAGUGGCCACGUCCAGGGAGGAAAAUGCGAGUGUGCUAGAGUUCGCCAACAAGAUCCGGUCUAUGCCAGGAGCCCACCCACCUCUGAUUGCCUACAAUAUUGGCCGUCUGGGACGAACGUCACAGGUCUUCAACUCGAUUCUGACCAGCGUGACACACCCUGCAAUUACUCGCGAAACGGAGAAUGAGCGUGAUCCGCAAAUCACUUCGCGCGAUGCCGUCCAGGCCCUCGUCCAGAGCUACGUGCUCGACCCAUUGAAAUUCUGUAUCCUUGGUGCGAGCGUCGCGUACAGUUUAUCUCCGGCUAUGCACAACGCUGCUAUUCAGCACUGCGGUCUAGGCCACGUCUAUCGAAUCCCCGAUUCUCCUUCUCUAGCCGUAUUGGACGAGCUACGCAAAGAUCCCAACUUUGGCGGAUCUAGUGUCGUUCAACCAUGGCGUGUGGAGCUAUACCAUAAAUUGGCUGCGAAGAGCCGACACGCCGAGGCUAUUGGGGCUAUCAACACAAUCAUGCCCUUGCGAGGGACGGCUGAUGGCAGGAUAUACCCUCUCCAAGAACAAGCCAGUCGACGCAACCAGGCAGGCCCUGUGUUAGGUUGGUAUGGUGAGAACACGGACUGGGUGGGUAUGAUGACCUGCAUGACUCGUCAUUUGUCACCCCGUAAUGCGAUCAGUGCCAAGACGACCGGCCUCAUCAUUGGAGCCGGUGGAAUGGCGCGGUCAGCCAUCUAUGCCAUGCUCCGCUUGGGCUGUCGCAAAAUCUUCAUCUACAACCGGACGCAAUCGCGAGCGGAAGAAGUCGCACGUCACUUCAACUCCUGGGCAGCAGCUCAGGUUGAUUCCGAAGAGGUGGUGCGAGUACUACGAUCCCUUCAGGACGACUGGCCUGAUGACGCCAGCCCCCCUAGCCUGAUUGUAUCUUGUGUGCCCGCCGAUCCCGACGGAGACCAACCCCCCGCCAACUUUGAGAUGCCAAUGCAAUGGCUCGGCAGUCCAACCGGGGGCGUAGUAUUAGAGUUGGCCUACAAACCUCUGGACACACCCCUUCUCAAACAAAUGCGUCGCAUCCGAAGUGACAACGGCCGACCUUGGGUUUUAUCGGACGGUCUAGAAAACGUGAUCGAGCAAGGCAUUGCACAAUUCGAAUUGAUGACCGGCCGCAAAGCACCCCGACGCCUGAUGACCCUAGAGGUCCUCCGGAAUUAUGUGGGUGAGAGCGGACAUUUCGACGAAAAGACGAUACAGGCCCGAUUGGAUGGGAUUUGUUCCUAGAGGACUGGCGUAAGCAGAUAGAUUGAGCGAUCUUCGAGGGUACACCGGGCGUUUAGAUUAAUGUGGCAAAUAUUAGGGAUGCGAAUCCCAUUCUAUAUCAAUUCAUCCUAUUGUACAAAGGCCCGGUAUUGGAUACAGGGUAUGCUUUCCAUCUAUAUGCAAAGAGAGAACACCCCAAAAGAAACGUAUUAAUACAUAACAUGCGGUUCGAGAUCCUCAUUCUGUAAACUCAACAACUUCGAACCAUGGAUAUCAAAGGCCAUGCGACACGCUGCGUUAUAGAAAGAGUGGAAUUCCGUCUCCAGCGAGGGUUGAGACUGAUCACCAUCCAUUCCCUGAGUGGAGAUGCUGGGGAUGCGCAUGUCGAGGGAUACGUCGAUGGUACGAGCGGGCAGGAACGGCCCGGUCUCGGAGUAACUGUAGCGGAGUUGUCGAUCGCCGAGUUCGUAGAGCUGGAGAGCAGAGCCGCGCGGGUUUUGAAUGGGUGGUAACAUGUACUCCGCCGUGAUCGAGGGGCUACCGCCAGUUGAUGCUCCAGGCUGGACGAAGUUGCUGGGAAGUAAGACUUGACAGAAUACCGGCAAUGGCGUCGAGUCAUGCGAUGUCACGGCAGAGCCAAUGAUACUACGCAGGGAGGAUUCGAUGUUCCUGACGAAAUCUAGGUACUCGACCGAUUCCUCAAGGGCAUCUCCUGAAAGCUCGUGAUAGACUGUGCGAGUAAACCGGAGAUCGAGGCCGUUCUCCGGCAAGAGAUAAUCAACGGCGGUUGAACCCCGGAUAAACUUGAUGCUUUGCACAUUGAACGAGUCUUCGGGAUUUAGCAGAGAUUUUCCGAGUUUGGAAGCAAUCUUGAUAUCGAGAGUCGGGGCAAGGCUGGCAUAUGCAGCGGACGGAGUCAAUCGAAUGUUGUGAACUUGCGCUCCGACCACCGGGGUGAUGGGCCGGAGGGAGGCCAGGAAAUUGAUAAUUCGAGGGAUGUCAGUGGAGAAAGUUCUCGGAAGAGAUAGCUUUCCCAGCUGCGAAGGGGUGAUGGUCGAAUUUUCAAGUGAGGGUUUCUGAGUGAAGAGGCAGCGGCCUACGGCAGCAGUCACCGACUCGUGCGCUUUCAAACCACCUCCGAGACUCGGAGUUGGAACAGGUGUCUGACGAAGAAGGUUCAACAAAUGGUCUGAAAGUCGAGUCUGGUGACCAUCAAAGAGAGGAGUGGGAUUGUUUUCAGUCUCCGUAGACUGUGUAGAGUGCAUGGCCCAUCGGAACCAUUUCUUUUGUCGAUCGAGCCACGACACACUGCCCUCUGGAUUGUAGUUGUAUAUGUUUGCAGGCUCCGAAGCAGGGAAAUAGGUGGAGAAGGGUACCGAUGCAGGAGUCACCUCGUGGAGUGCGAGAUUGAGGAUCCUGCGCGCAUUGUUUGCACCAUCUUUGUUCUCUGCAAGGUACAAGAUCUUUUCGGGAACUUGCGAGCUACCAUUUUCCAAAGCCACGCCAUAUGUCUUGCUGAUCCAUUCCAAUAAGGUCGGGGGGUAUAUUUGAUUCAAGUCCGGGCGUGAUGUGAGUGUGUCUAGACCGGUCGGCUCCUCUCGAAUUCUGGCUAUAGCAUCAAGGACGAUUUCGCACAUCGACUCGCAAGCAUUCUGGCGGCCAGUGAUCCUCACCAAGCCAAGGGAGCUGGUGAUGUCAAUACUGGAUUGGUGCAUAGUGGCCACUUCGUCGAAGGAAAAGUGCUUUGCGUUGAGCAGCAACCCGAUGAGAGCAGGCGACAGACGGAGGUCCAACUGGCCAACCUCGUCGGCGAUCGAUAAUUGCCAGCAAUCACGAAGUAUCCGCUCUGCCAGCAAAGCUUUACCCUUCAAGUCUUGCGAUGUAGCCACUCGAUUCGUAACCCCCGUGUGUAGCUCCGGAUUGGCGUGCAAAAAAGCGGAUGUACCAGGCCUCCAUCUUCCUGCAGUUCCGUCGCCCUUGGACUCGUACCGUUCAUGCUCUUCGAUGUACUCCGACAAUUGGGCGUAGGUGAAUGAUGAAGCUAAGCUGUUUCGUACAGCCUCCCAUUCGCUCUCAUUCAUUUUUGCGUUCAGCCCUUCGGAGGCUUUGUGACUCUCGAUGCGUUCAUGAAUAGCACUCGGAGUUAAAGGCGCGUAUUCUGCUUCCAAAUCUUCCAGCAUUGAGCUCAGUGUGACCGUCUGCGUCUCCGUCUGCGUCCGCGCAUCCUCCCUAUUCUGCAUGUCACGCAACCUAUCCUUUAAGGUUCGAGGGCGCUUCGUCGGCACGACCACAAUCUCUCCGGGUUUUCCAAGUGAGUCCACAUUGAGAGGCAGCCUUUUAGGUUUUGGAUCUCUCCCUGAACGGCGGCGACGACGGGGGGCACGUUCGUUCGAUUCGUCGGGGGAAGGGAAUGGUUUAUCGGAGUCGGAGCUUGAGCUUUGGAAUCGUAUGUUGACGCUGUUACACCAUGGGGUGCAUGAUGAGAUAAAAGGUCGCGGGAGAGCUGAAGAGGACCAGCUCCCCAGUGCACUCCGAGGAUGGCGCCGCAUGAUGACCGCUGAACAGGAAACGCAUCGU
This is a messenger RNA of Penicillium brasilianum, 5342 nucleotides long. The record is from the annotation of a GenBank genome assembly. Lineage: Eukaryota; Fungi; Ascomycota; Eurotiomycetes; Eurotiales; Aspergillaceae.